AUGGCUGCUGCUAAGCCGAAAGGCCAGAACUCUCUGGCCCUCCACAAAGUGAUCAUGGUGGGCAGCGGAGGCGUGGGGAAGUCAGCCCUCACUCUCCAGUUCAUGUACGACGAGUUUGUGGAGGACUACGAGCCGACCAAGGCCGACAGCUACAGGAAGAAAGUGGUUUUGGACGGAGAGGAGGUGCAGAUAGACAUCCUGGACACCGCGGGGCAAGAGGACUACGCAGCCAUUCGGGACAACUACUUCCGCAGCGGCGAAGGCUUCCUCUGCGUGUUUUCCAUCACUGAGCUGGAGUCAUUCGCAGCCACAGUCGACUUUAGAGAGCAGAUUCUGCGGGUGAAAGAAGAUGAAAACGUGCCCUUUCUCUUGGUUGGUAACAAAUCUGACUUGGACGACCGGCGGCAGGUGAGCGCAGACGAAGCCAAAGCGAGAGCCGAGCAGUGGGGCGUCUGCUACGUGGAGACCUCCGCCAAGACCCGGGCAAAUGUGGACAAGGUGUUCUUCGACCUCAUGAGGGAGAUCCGGGCACGCAAAAUGGAGGACAGCAAAGAAAAGAACGGCAAGAAGAAGAGCAAAAGUUUGGCCAAGAGAAUCCGGGAGAGAUGUUGUAUUUUAUAG
Messenger RNA from Knipowitschia caucasica, 621 nucleotides. The record is from the annotation of a GenBank genome assembly. Lineage: Eukaryota; Metazoa; Chordata; Actinopteri; Gobiiformes; Gobiidae.